GCUGUUGUUUGUCUUUCUGCAACGGCAUGGAGAACAUGGGCAAAUGGUUUGUUAAAAGCUUCAAGAAGAUCCCUUGAAAGUAUAGAACUCAUCUAAUCAAAAUAAUAGAAGACUCGGUUAACUAAGUUUGUUCUUGAGAGAUUUAGAAAGGUGAAAUACCCUCACGCCCUUUAGCACCAGUUUAAGCGGAAUUCUAUUGUGAUGAUAUUAAAUGAACUCCAUAAAACUAAAGGACCAGAGGUUUUUCAUAUAGAUAUUUACCCAAUCUUUUUUGUUUUUCACAUAACGUGCCUUUAGUUUCCAUUUUGUGAAUAAGACAUUCAGCAGUCGACGGCUUAAUUUUAUGUAUACUGUAGGCAUAGGAAAUAGAGAUCAAUAUAAUUGCACCUUUACUAAUCCUACCAGGUGUUCUGUAUUACAAAAGUGCUUCUGUUGUGACAUUUAGAUACAAGCAAAACUGUAUAAUCUGUACUAUUAAUUACUUACUGGUACUUCAUUUCAUUAUUGGCUUGUAAAAGGUUAACUUUUUUACCAUAUGUAAGUUGACAGAAUCAUAGGAACCAUGUUUUGAGGGGUAAAUCAAACACAAAAGAAUAAAUCCUAAAUGUUUUUGUUGUGCAAAAAAGUAUGAUAUUGUGUCUAAAACAUUUUUCAUUUUCCACUCAAGUGUGUAAUUGCAAGGGAAGUAAACUAAUAGAUAUCUCUGCUUAUAAGUACUAGCCUAAGGCAAGAGUUGUCAUUCUUUGUGGAUCACAGCUUUAAAUUAAAAAUUAAAACUUCUGUUAUUGAUAUUAACAAAACUAUCAGAAACUUCACAUUUGUAAAAUCAUUUUUGGUUAUUUCAAGGACUUGGAAAUCAAUUUCUAGACUUUAUUUAAUGUAUUAUUAUCACUGAAAAUUGUAGGGGUCUAUCUCUAUACACUGUUCUAUCACAUUGGAAUAUGGUAGGGAUAUAGAAUGUGAGCAUUGUUGCCAAAAUACUGUUUUAAGCACACCAGCGUUGUUUUACAACUGACCGUUCCAAGGCGUUGCCGCACUUCGUUCUUUUCCUUUAUUUUACGUUUUGAGCUUUCUGUCUAUAUGCUUUUCUUUGUUCAUGUAUUUAUCAUGUUCUAAACUAUACAUGCCUUGCUGCAGUGUUACGGUUUAAAGAGGCGUUGCAGAGUAUAUCACAUAUCGGAUCUUUUGAGAAAUACUUUCAGUUGCAGAGAAGGAAUGAUGAAAAAAGACAAUGAAAUGACUACCACAUGCCCCUGAUGCCCUUCCUGCUGCAAUUAGCUGAACGUAAUUGCGGAAAGCCCAUAUAAGCUGACUGUAGUUUGUAGCAGCACUGUAGAUCUGAUGGUGUUGGCUCUCAGUCUUAAAAUGAAAAUUUUGGUAUGAGUGCAUAAGUAUUUAAACCAUAAUCAGAAGAAUUAUUCAAUAAAUCAAGAAACUAAAUCAUAUUUCAUUUUGAUUGGUUCGUAAAAAAGACUGAUUUCACUAUAACAUUGCAAAUAUAUUUAAAUACGGUAUUUAUUAUACACUUGAGUCAGUUUCAUCACAUACGUCGCAGUGUAAAGAUGGAUAGAAUUAACUGUCUUGAGUGCGGUGUAACAUUUUGUAGUAGAUACAACAUGAUGCGGCAUAAUAGAAACAAACAUCUAAAAGGAGACGAGCACUUUAGAAUUUAAACUCAUAUGCCUAAAUUGGCAACGGAAACGCCUCAGGGAGCGUCACAGGGAGCGCCGGGAGUGCAUUUAGGAGCGUCGGGAGCGCAUUUGGGAGCGCCGAGAACUCCCUUACAGGGAGCUCCGCAAGGAGCGUCGGGAGCGCAUUUGGGAGCGCCGAGAGCUCCCUUACACGGAGCUCCGCAAAGAGCGCCGGGAGCGCAUUUGGGAGCGCCGAGAGCUCCCUUACACGGAGCUCCCCAAGGAGCGCCGGGAGCGCAUUUGGGAGCGCCGAGAGCUCCCUUACACGGAGCUCCGCAAGGAGCGCCGGGAGCGCAUUUGGGAGCGCCGAGAGCUCCCUUACACGGAGCUCCACAAGAAGCUCCACAAGACGUGUCACAGGGAGCGCCGGGAGGAGCUCCGCAAGGAGCGCUUAAGGGAGGAUCGCAGGAAAUCAAACCAACUAUUCUUUUACCAUGAUGAUUUCUGGUCCCACAGCAUGUGGAAAGACAACAUUUGUAAAGGCAUUGCUGCAAAAUCAUAUCUGCAGAGUUAAGCCUGGUGUACAAAGAAUAGUGUGGCUGUACAAAAAAUUGCAACCAAUGUAUGGGGAAAUACAAAGCAGAGUUUACCCGGAUGUGAAAUUCUACCAAGGCAUUCCAUCCGACAUAAACGAAGACGAAUAUUUUGACACAAAGUUAAAUAACUUGCUAAUUCUGAACGAUAUGAUGUCAGAGGCUGGAAAGGACAAAAGAAUUACAGAUUAUACGAUCUUUGUCGGUGAUUUCCAUCAAUCAAAACCUAUACGCCAGCAAGGAUCCGACAAAGAGACGAAACUGUCAUUAUCUGGUAAUGUUCAAUAAUCCAGUCGACAAACAAUCUAUGAUCACAUUAGCGAGACAGAUGUACCCUGGUAAAACUGAAUACUUUUUUAAAAAGUUUGAGAAAGCAAUUAAACAGGCCUAUGGCUUUCUAUUGGUGGAUUUAAAACCAUUUACACCGGAACAUGCCAGACUGAAAUAUGAUUUAAUGUGGAUAGACCGAAAAUCUACGAACAACGAAAACCUGACAGAACUGACCAAUCAGAUGACAGAACCAGGCCAAAAUUGUAUAAAAGGCGAGCAACAAUCAGAUUUAAAUCAUUUGUCAGUCGGAAUUCAAACUGUAGACAUCGCAGGAAAUAAUAGUGAAAUUAUGGCUGAAAGUACGAAUGCUUGCGACGAUUGUGGACUUUUGUUUGACUCUUCGCACAAUGUACAGAGACAUGUAAAACGAGGGUGGUGUGCAGAAAAUAACGAUACUACGCAACCAAAGAGAAGAAAAAUAGACGACAGCAGUGAUGAUUAAAUGGGAGAUAACGUUGAAGAAAAUCAGGUUUAUCUAUCCCUCUGGAAAAAAGCUAUAGACUGUAACGACGAUAAAUACGACAAAUUGUUUAAUCAGUUUAUACAGGACGGAGAAGACAAGGAGUCUGCACAGGAAAUGACAGAAGAUCGUAUCCAGCCGUAUAAUGAACUCACAUUCUUCACAAAAUACGAGUAUUUGUUUGAUUCGUAUAUUCUGCCAUUUCAAAACAGUACACUGCAUCAGAAGGUUUUACAAGACGUACAUUCAUUGAAGAAUGUAAGCAUUCAAUCGGCAGUUAAGCAUGUACAGCGAAAGUACAAGCCUGACUUUAAGGAGCUGUUUGAGACAGAAUUGUCUGACGAGGAAAGUGAUGAAGAAAGCGAGGAGGACGAGUCUGAUACUGAAUAAAAUACUCAAUGUAUAAACAAUUAUUUCAUUUACGUUGUGGAUUUUGGACAGUGCAGACAUGGCUCAAUGGUAAAACUAUUUAAAAAGGAUUUAUUUUGAUCCGUCGCAUCCUGCGAGUUUCAGCGGACCGCAAAUAUUGUACAAAACAGUAAAAGGAGAAGGCAAAUUUAACAUUGGUAUGCACAGGAUAAGAAAGUUUCUUCAUGACCAAGAAUCAUACAGUUUACAUUAACCAGUGAGAAGACGGUUUCAAAGAAACCAUGUGGUCAGUGCAGGAAAAGACGACCUUUGGAAGAGAAUUUAGUAUAGUUUAAAACGGAAUUCCACAAAAUGAUAUUUGAUUAACAUUGGGAGGGAAGGAGGGUAUACUUAAAACCAAUAUUUACAGUUCCCUACAGAACUAAAUAAUACAUAACAUAAAUUUAAUAAUAAACUAGUUUGUAGUUACAUGUAAGUGUUAAAUUGAACAAAAUGAUGACAUUUGUACAUGAGUUGUAUAACUGUCGAUGGUAACACUUGGAACGGUUGACUACGUUCCUGGCUGAUUUUCAAAACACUGAAUCAGUUUUCAGUGCCGUUGGCUAAGCUACCUGGUGACAUGCCUGUUAUUUAGUAUGUGUCUCCUAAAGGGUUUCAAUAAUGAACAGUUAAAAAUGUUAAAUCGGUGUACCUAAUAUAUCCCUCUACCUCGAUAACGUUCCGCAAGAACGAUUCUGAAAAUUCCCUCCCAACCCGAUUUCAUCAUUUACAUAGAGUAUAGAAGGAAAAAAGGUCAUCAAGUUCGUCUGAAGAGAUGAGGUUAACUUCACCAGGUGUUCUCUGUGGGAUUUUACUCAAUUAGGUCGGAGUUAUAGUCAGUGAAAAAUACACAUAAAGGUUUUAAAAGUU
Messenger RNA from Mercenaria mercenaria, 4292 nucleotides. RefSeq names its product circumsporozoite protein-like. The coding region runs from base 1680 to 2129 and encodes 149 amino acids. The record is from RefSeq and is a predicted model, not a curated record. NCBI's taxonomy places the organism in Eukaryota, Metazoa, Mollusca, Bivalvia, Venerida, Veneridae. The transcript has 2 exons.